Messenger RNA from Rhizopus microsporus ATCC 52813, 1416 nucleotides. RefSeq lists its product as uncharacterized. The coding region runs from base 1 to 1416 and encodes 471 amino acids. The record is from RefSeq and is a predicted model, not a curated record. Lineage: Eukaryota; Fungi; Mucoromycota; Mucoromycetes; Mucorales; Rhizopodaceae. The transcript has 6 exons.
AUGUCCUCUUUUGACACUGCCGCUGUGCUCUUGGGCCCCAUAUUCUUAAAACAAGGAUCGCAAUUUGAAGGCGAUUAUACCCUUUCCAACCUCAUCUUCUUUAAUGAACAAAGCGACCAGACAGAUAUGAUCGAUGUAAUAUUUAACCUUGAAGUCAUUAUUAGUACAUCUGCUAUAAACUUUUUUAUGAUCGAAAGAAAAUCUUGGCAAGUCGCAACAACUGACACCGACGGACGCCUAAAUAGAUUUUUAAAUGAAGUCUUUGGAGUGGAUGAAGAGUGCCCUGAAGAAUCAGCAAAGGCAGCAAUCUUUAAAGUAGAAAUGAAUGAUGUUCAUAGCAACAACCAUAAAUACUUUAUGGUCUAUAGCGAAGUGACAGAUAAAUGCUCUUAUCUAUACGCUGUUCCUAUCACCGAUACGAAAUACAUGCGUUCUACUUACGGCCUGACCGGUGACCUCAUUUAUAAAGAGCUUUCAAAUACAAUUGAUAAACAAAUGAAUAACCAGUCACAAAGGGGCGCACAAAAAAUCCUACAAGAAGAAAGAAGACAAGAGAAAAUAAUCAACGAAAUUAUUCAACUGGACGAUGACUCAAUUUCUGACAAUGAGAAUGAUUUAGCUACUAAGUUGGACGUGCUCAAUAAUUUGAACAUGGAGGAGGUUGAGGUGGGAGGGCUUGAGAUAACGAGGGUACUGUCGCCCGCAUUUGAAGAACAUACCAAGGAUGACAAAGUACCAAGCGCGAAUACAAGCCUUAAUGACGAUUGGGAUAUGACAAAGCUUAUGCCAAAGAACGUUCUGCCAAAAGAAGAUACCACGACAAGUCAAAUAUGUCAACAAGAAGAGACUGAUGGUAGUAGUGAUGGUGACAAGCCGAUCCAGAAACCACUGAAGAGCAAAAGAGAGAGGCUUCUGGAUCACCUGUUCAAUGAAGAUGGCGAAGACGAUCCCGAAUUCGACUUUUCGGUGCAGACUGACUGGACAACACAGUACAGCAAGUCAUGUGGCAGCAGCAGACGCGGCAGUGAAGACUUUGAGGGGCCCAUGCUCACCGACUUGCUGAAUAUGAAACGAAGCAGAAAAGAGGUGGAGCAAAGGGGGCUUUCCUCUAAAAAUCCAAAGUUCAACACUGUGAGCGAGCUACAGCCACGACCUCUUGCAAUCUCAAGCAGUUCCGCACCCACGCCCAAGCCCUCAACACCUAAACCAACCGAAGAUAAAAGAUAUAAAAUCAAAAAGAUGGUCAAGGACGCGUUGGGGGCCAACUUUAGCGUGGAGCGAUAUACCCUUAUAUAUCAGAGUAUCAAACACCAUUUCCAGAAUAAGCUGGAAAUGAUGGACCAAGGAAGGCUACGUAGCGUAAUACAGAGUCAUGUGGCCUUCCAUGAGUACAUUGAUACUCUGAAUAAAAUAUAG